UAGAUUCUAUAUCAAUAAUUCCUUGCACUUGAAAUAAAUAAUACAGUAAUGAAAAUAGUUAAUCUAAUGGAAGCUAUUUUUAGGUGCCCUCUCGUCUCUCAACCUUUAAUUCCCAUGAAUGUUAUAAUACAACCCCCUUGAGAUGUAUCGUCCAAAUCAUCGUUCCGGUCCUAGAUAUUUGUAAUGCCCUUUUAGUUCGAAUGAACCGAAUUGAGUACUAAUCAUGUGUUUUUUUUUUUUUCUAAAAUACUGGGCAGUGCACGUGAAUGGGAAGGUUUGCAAGGACCCAAAGCUUGUGGAAGCAGAUGAUUUCUUCUUCAGUGGCUUGCACUUACCCGGCAACACAUCAAACGCAAUCAGAUUCCAAAUAACUUCGGCGAUCAUUCACGGAUUCAACACUCUUGGCAUUGCCAUUGGCCGUGCAGAUUUUGCACCAAACGGAUUCAGUCCUCCUCACACUCAUCCUCGUGGCUCAGAGAUCGUGCUUGUCCUCGAGGGUAGUAUUGAAAUCGGGUUUGUAACUUCACACCCGGAGAACCGUCUCUUCACGAAAAUACUUAAAGUGGGUGAUUUUUUUGUUGUUCCACAAGGUCUUGUACAUUUCCAGAGGAAUGUGGGGGAGGCUAAUGCAGCUACCAUUACGGCUUUUAGUAGCCAAUUCCCUGGGCUUAUUCGCGUUUCAGAUGCUAGUUUCGGAUCGGACCCAAAGAUUCCUAGUGAUCUUCUCGCCAAGGCUUUUCGAAUUGAUGAAAAGACAGGAAGCCAGAUACAAAAGCGUUUUUCUGGUUGAGUAUGAAGGAGGAUUGCC
This is a messenger RNA of Lycium ferocissimum, 808 nucleotides long. Its product is annotated as putative germin-like protein 2-2. The record is from RefSeq and is a predicted model, not a curated record. Gene Ontology annotation, cellular component: cell wall. Lineage: Eukaryota; Viridiplantae; Streptophyta; Magnoliopsida; Solanales; Solanaceae. The transcript has a single exon. Gene Ontology annotation, molecular function: manganese ion binding. The coding region runs from base 224 to 790 and encodes 188 amino acids.